CAUCGCCGCAGCGGCGAGCGGAGAAGGCGGCGGGCGGAGAAGCGGCUGCGGCACCCAUGGCUCCUGCGGGCGGUAGCGGCAGCUCAGCGGCGGGGAAGAUGGCGCCGUCGCACGUCCUCAAGUGCUGCCAGAAGGUGCUGGCGUGGGUGCCCGUGGUCUUCAUCGCCUUGGUCGUGGCCUGGUCCUAUUACGCCUACGUGGUGGAGCUCUGUGUGUUUACAAUUACCUCAAUUGGAGAAAAAGUUGUCUACCUUGUGAUUUUUCAUCUGUCAUUUGUUAUGUUUGCGUGGUCCUAUUGGAAGACUAUUUUUACAUCUCCUGCCUCCCCUUCCAAUGAGUUUUGCUUAUCAAAAACUGAUAAGGAGCAAUAUGAAAAAGAAGAAAGACCAGAAUCUCAGCAGGAAAUUCUAAGAAGAGCUGCUAAAGAUCUGCCUGUCUAUACGACAACAACAUCAAGAGCUAUUAGAUACUGCGAUAGAUGCCAGCUAAUCAAACCUGAUCGAUGUCAUCAUUGUUCUGCAUGUGACCUAUGUGUACUGAAAAUGGAUCAUCAUUGUCCUUGGGUGAAUAACUGCGUGGGAUUUUCCAACUACAAGUUUUUUCUCCUCUUUUUAUUUUAUUCCCUCCUGUAUUGUCUGUUUGUUGCUGCUACGGUUCUUCAGUAUUUCAUAAAGUUUUGGACACUUUGCCGCAGGAAAUCUGCUGAGAAUUGUCCAAAGAACGAACUACCAGAUACCCGGGCAAAAUUCCAUGUCCUUUUCCUUUUCUUUGUGGCUGCCAUGUUCUUCAUCAGCAUACUGUCAUUGUUUAGUUACCACUGCUGGCUAGUUGGUAAAAACAGAUCAACAAUUGAAGCUUUCCGGGCACCAAUGUUUCGAAAUGGGCCUGACAAAAAUGGGUUCUCUCUUGGAUGUCAAAAAAACCUAAGAGAGGUUUUUGGAGAUGAAAAGAAAUACUGGCUGCUCCCUAUUUUUACGAGUUUAGGAGAUGGUUGCAACUUUCCAACACGCCUGGUGAUUAUGGAUCCCGAGCAGCUUGCUGUCUCAAGCCAAAAUGAAACUGUUAAAAGCUCUUCUACUAGUCAGCCAUUUCCUACUAGGCCACUCAGUGAAUCUCAAAAUCGGUUGCUCGCCAGUGAUAACCAGUGGGUGGAGGUCAGUUCAGAAGAUGAAACUGUUAAAUCAGGUGUAAAAAAACAUAUUAUAGUUUCAUUGGAGAGCUGAUCUUAUCUCAGUAUCCAUUUCUUUCAGAGAAGGAGAAAUGAUUUCUACAAUACAUUUGUGCUUGGAUAUUAUUUUUUUAAGGAAGACACCAAUAAAUCAGUGGAACAGUUCCAGCAUGUUAACAAGACACGGAAAAUGAGAUUGUUGAUGGUAUCCAGUGGAUGCUUAUAAGCACUUCCGGUGCAGAAAGUCUGAUGCCUUAAGAUUCGUGAUGUGCAUUUUUGCAACAUGGACAUAAGCUAUUACAAGGGCCAAAUUCUCAAAUGCCCUGCAAGGGUCCGCAAGACUCAGAAGUGCAGAAACUAUGCAUUCCAGCUGCACUGUAGUAGUGACUGAUUCUGCAAACUUCAUGUGUGAAGCAAUGCCAUGCUGGUAUCAUUACUUUCGUAACAGUUCUGUGGAAGAAAAGUGGGGUAGGAAAGGGUAGUCAUAUAGUUUACUGUAGCAUUUCACCAUUAACAUUCUACAAUAGUUAUAUGUGGCUCAAUCAUCAUCUGGUGGACUACUGAUAUUUGGUACUUUUGUUUUGUUUUUUUCCCUCCCAUAACCAUCAUGAGUUAACCAGUAGUAAUGGUAAAAGUGUUGUAAAGCAGCCAAUCAAAAACUGACUUUCUAACUUUCUCUGAUAAUCGAAGUCCUUUUCUUUCAGGCUUGAUUUGUUGUAAUACAGUGUUGUUACAAUACUGUACAGUAUUAGAGAAGCAAGAUUUCUUUCUCAGCUCUCUAGCAAUUUGAAGUGCUAAUUGAGAAAAUUAUUUUCCUGAGCAAUUUUGGUCAGUAUUUGUAAGAAAUCUGAUAUUUUAAUUUCUUGGAAACAUGGAAAAGUGAUGUUCUCCCUUCCCGUUUUAGAAUCUUUAAUAAUUGCUAAUUUUAUUUGUUAGCAUUUUUUGCCUGCUAUCCCCAAUAUACAUAUUCUUUCUGAAGUCUGCAGGUUAUUCAGCCAUGAACAGAAAUCAUUCCUUUCUUUUUCUUUCUGUUCUUGUUUUUUUUAAAUAGAAAAUAAGCUGGCAUGAAAGUGUUAUUGAGGGAUUGGAUUUCAUAAUUCUCUGCACUAAGAACAUUGAGUGAACUAGGGAAGGAACUGAGGAAAGGGGACCUUGUUCACAGCCAUCUGCUUUCAUUGUUCAGGAUUCCCCGUCUUUUCUAUCUCUUUUUGAUCUUGGAUCUAAUCCUAUCCUUUAACAAUAAAUACUGAUGUAUACUUUCAGUACAACGGUAAAUAUUUACAUUAAUCUGUUAGAGCAGGAGUGUCAAACUCACAUCGUCACAGUGUCAUCACGUGACAUAUUGGGACUUUUUUCCCCUUCGCUAAACCGGGCGUGGGCGUGGCCAGCACAUGACACAUCCGACCCAUGGGCCGGGAGUUUGACAGCUCUGUGUUAGAGGAUAGGAAGACACUGGAUGCUUGACUCUGACAAGAACUAUAUGCAUGAAUUUCCUUUACCACAAAUCACCAAUCCUCCAAGCAAUGUUCUGAUUAUUAUGACCCUUAACAAUGUUGGCAGAUUUAGAAAUUCAGCUCCUACAAUUCUGGGAGCUGGUGUCCAUAUUAAAGUUGCUAAGGUUGAGAAAGAUUUUGAAGAGGAUAAUCUCUUCUCUCACUCUGUGGUUGUAUAGGAGUUCCUGUCCUGAUAUAUACUUUUAAAUCUAUUACCAUCAGUUGUAUCUCAACUGUUCUACAUUUCUUAUUUCAAUCCAUAAAACAAAAUUUGUGCAAGUGAUAUAUUUUUAAAAAACUGAUUUUGAGUAAACAACAGGUAAAAUGAAAUGCAAAAUAUAUGUAUCAAUGUGGCUUUUCCAAAUUAAUUUCUAAAACGAGAAGAAAUAAAAUACAUUGUGCAGUUCUUGUGACUCAAUGCUGCAUCCUAUCUUUACAGUGCAAGUUAGGCUCAAGGUCUCAUUACCCUCUUGGUCAGAUAAUGUGGUUCCGUGCUAUGAAUUAGUGCUAUCUAGUACAGCUAGAUAUAGGGAGGAUAAAAUAAAAGGAAGUCAGACUGUUAGAACACAGUACAAAUUCUGCAAAUCCACACCUAGAGGUUACGGCAAAUACAUUAUCUCUUAAAUUAUUUAGUACAUAGGAAAGAUCAGUUAUUGCAAACUAAUUGUAAUGAUAUGUGGGAAGGAUCUUGAGAGACGGGGAAGAGCCACAGCCAGGGGAAGAGUUGGAUAACAGCAGGGGUGAAAUCUACUUACCUUCCCAACCGAUUCGGAAGUCCAUGCACUGCGUCACGAGCGCGCUUGGACCCUCUGUGCAUGUGCAAACCCUUCUGUACAUACGCAAAGGGUAAAAAGCAGGUUACUUCCUGGCUAAAAUCAGGAAGUAACAACUGGGCGGGCGGGCGGAUCCUCACACCGCCAUCGCUACCAGUUCUUCGAACCACCGGUUGCCAUCGCUACUGGUUCGGCUGAACCGAUCCAAACCGGGAGCAUUUCACCCCUGGAUAACAGCAAUUUAGGCCAUGGAAGCAAUGUAGAUGUGGCCGUCUCAGAAAGGACCUUCUGUGAUUUCUUGGACCUUAAAGAUGACAAGGGAGAGAUGUUUUGCAAGACUGAUGUCAUCCUUGUGAGGUUUAUAUUUAGCUCAUGAGUGUGCUUCCUUUCUGGACCAUCUUGUAAGGCUGACAUCAGUCUUGCAGCUCUGAAAGUAUAUGUCUCUGCUGUUGCCUUUUUGGUCCAGGAAACUAGGAAGGGUUUCUUCUGAGAUGUUUGCCAUACCCACAUAGCUUCCUUAGGCUAAGCUGCCUCUUGUCCAAUCAUUUCCCUGGCUGUGGCUCUUCCCAUCUCCCAGUCAUUGUCACAUACCAUUACACCAAUAACUUGACUACAGCAAAAAUAGUCUUAAAAGAUAAAUUCAAAUUCAAAUGCAUCAGUAAAAAUGAAUGGAUUACAGGGUUCUCUGAGUAAAGUAUAUAUAGAAAUAAUAGCUCUUUGUACUUAUUUGUUUGGCAUUUAUGUCUAGUAAUAAUUAGGAGUAAAUUUAAAACUAUGUUGGCAAUAUUUAGUAGUUUAAAUUAUUUUGCAAUCAUUAAGCCAUUGAAAAAAAUUCGAACAGUGACUAGUGAAAUCAUCUAUAUCAGGGGUGUCAAACUUACGCCAUCCCAGCAUCAUCACAUGAUGUAUCGGGACUUUUUCCCCCUUCGCUGAACUGGGUGUGGGCGUGGCCAGCAUGGGAUGCACCAGGCCCAUGGGCCAGGAGUUUUACAGCCCUGAUCUAUAUGCUGGGUCAGAAAGAAAAGUGUUUAUAGUACUGAACUGUAACUAACAGGUAGAAAACCUUAUUAAUUUCAAGAAAUUAUACCAAAGAGUAUGAUAUAUCAUGCCGAUUGUAUUGGAAGAUGUAUAGAUUUUAUUUAAGUGCUUUAUCAAAGCAUUUUGCUAAUGAACGUGUAAUGGUAUAAUUAGAAAUUUUUUAUGUACAUUCAUUUUGGGGAAUUAUAGCUUGCAUAUUGUAAGCAUAGAUUCUUGGUUGCCUUAGGAAGUCCCUUCCCAGUUAUUGUUUAUGUUUAGUUCUAGAGACUUAAGACUUGAUUUACUGGCUGCUAUUAUAAAUUAGAUUUUAUGCUGCAGUUUUAAAUAAGACAAGUAUUUUCUAGUAAUUAUGAUUUCUUAUUCCAAGGAAUUUUGAUUAAUAGAAAAGGCUUAAAACAGCACUUGAUUAAACAGAUCUCUGGCAUCCUGUGUUGGAGAAAUGUCCUAGCAAUUGUUAUUUUUGUAAUUUUCUAUUAAUGUAGUGACAAGGUCCAAGCAAUUAAAUAACACUAUUUACAAUACUGUAUACAAUUUCAUUUAGAUCAUAGCUACCAAAAAAUGUAUCUUAUAUACCUGUAUUAUAAAAGCAGGUUUUCAGUUAGUCUUAAAAAUCCAAUGUGUAUUUUCCAGAUUAUACUUGAAAAUUGUAAUAGCAUGAGACUCCAUGUUUACAAAAUAAAUUACUAAAGAUGGCUUUUGGAACAUGGAACAGCAAUUAAAUGGCUCAUACUUUGAUCAUAUUUUGAGAUAACAUUUUUGUUUCCUGGUACCAAAGAACUAAUAAACUAUCAAAUAACUUAUAUUCUAUUGCAAUCCUAGUAUCUCCCAGGAUUCUUAAAUUACACUAGGAAAGCUUCAGGAAGCAGUUUAAGGAGUGGUCUUUUACCUUAAUCCUAAAUAUAUUUACCGGAAGUUGUACUUAUUUUUGUUAACAUGACAACUAUAUGACUCAAGACUGCACAUUAUAGGGAAUUACGGAAUCACUAUCCAUUAUGUCUUGUUUUUCCCCAGUAUAAAUUAAUAGAAUGGCAUUGUUUGGCCAAAAUUGCCACAACCUGUGUUAUAUACCAGUGGGUACAUCAGACCCAUUGCACUGUUAUUAUGACAAAGGUGUAUGCAGAUAUUUUACUUAUAGAUCUCUCUGUUGUAGUAGUAGGCUUGCAAGUAUUCAAAUCUAAAAUGGUAUGAGGAUACUUAGAGGAUACAUGUGAAUGAUGCAUCUGUUCUUUAUGUUGCAGAUAGUAUUCCUAUGCACAGAAAAAGCAUAUUGCCACUAAUAAUUUAAUAAAGACUUUUUAAAUGGGCUUUUAUAAAUGAACUAUGUAAGAGAGAUCAAUUUGCCUGAAAUUUUCCUAUUUUUAACUGCACCUUGUAAUAUCUUCAUGUAUAUUUUCCACCAGUGUAAUUAAUUUUCAAUCAUGUUUGACUUUUGUAUAUCAAAGUACAGAUCAUGUCUUAAUUAUAACUGUUUUUAAAAAGCAUAAUCUUCAAGCCCUUCUUUGCCAAAUUGAUGAUGCAUUAAUGUGUUAUGACAUAAUGAAUGCAUAAGAAAAUAAAUAACUUGGGAACAGGCUUUCUGCUAUAUUUCGAUUUCAGUUAUUUAUUUUGCAUUGUCAUAAAUGAAUAGGGACAUAAAAAAGAGAAAAGGCAUUAAAAUGCAUUUAGCCUCUAUUGAAAUGAAAAAUGUAUCAGCCAUUUUUAUGCACUGCCUGGGGAGUUUUAAAAGCAAAUCUUUUCCACUUCUUAAUUCAAUUAGGACAACACUCAUUAACUGAUGAUUAAAAUUUUAAAAUUA
Messenger RNA from Pantherophis guttatus, 6267 nucleotides. RefSeq names its product zDHHC palmitoyltransferase 20 (gene ZDHHC20). Gene Ontology annotation, molecular function: palmitoyltransferase activity. Lineage: Eukaryota; Metazoa; Chordata; Lepidosauria; Squamata; Colubridae. The record is from RefSeq and is a predicted model, not a curated record.